AUGGACGUCCACCUUCUUGUCUACGACCUCUCACGCGGCUUGGCCCGCCAAAUGUCCAUGGGCCUCUUGGGAUUCCAGCUUGACGCCAUCUAUCACACCUCGAUCGAGCUCCAGGGCCGCGAGUACGUCUACGACGGCGGCAUCAUCUCCAUCGUGCCGGGUACUUCGCAUUUGGGCCAGCCUAUGGAGAGGCUAUACCUUGGCAAGACGAGCCUCCCCAUGGACGUUAUCGAAGACUAUCUGGAAUCAAUACGCUCUGUCUUUACGGUAGAGGCAUAUGACUUGUUCCGCCACAACUGCAACAACUUCACUGAUGCAUUCUCCAACUUCCUCCUCGGCAAGGGCAUCCCAAGCCACAUCUCGCAGAUGCCACAGGCUGUUCUUGACUCGCCAUUUGGACGCAUGCUGAUGCCGCAGCUCACACAAGGCGUCAACGCCAGCAGGCAAAACGGCUCCAUCUUAGGACUGCAGCAGAGCGCCCAGCCUACCGCACCCAUCAAGGCAGCCUCAUCAGUGAGAAAUGUGACCAGUCAAUCGGAACUGACGGCUCUACUGGACCAUGCAAAGGGGUCUUGCGCAGUCGUCUACUUUACUUCGGCCACUUGCCCUCCGUGCAAGAUGCUUUAUCCCUUGUACGACGAACUAGCCGAGGAGUUUGCUGGCAAGGCGACUUUCAUCAAGAUUGAUAUUGCGCAGCCGCAGGCCAGCUUAGUCGCCAGCGAAUACUCGAUCAGUGCGACUCCCACGUUCAUCACUUUUCUCAAGGGACAGCAAGAGAAUAGAUGGUCUGGCGCGGACCCGGCUGCUCUGCGGGGGAAUGUCCAGCUGCUGGUAGAGAUGGCCCAUGUCCGCCAUCCUCAUGAGAAGCUCCGUCUUCCCACGUUUGCCAACCCUAACACAAAGCCCGUGCUGUUUACCAAGGUACCGCCGAUGCAGAAGCUGGUAGCCAAGAUGGGCGAAGAGAUGGCCAGCAAGCCCGAAGUUCAGCAACUAAAAAGAUUCAUCGAGGAUCGUGCCAAGGGCGAGGCUCUGGAUGCGGUGCUGCCAAACAUGGGACACAUGGCCACCUUUCUCCAGGACUCAAUCGCAAAGCUUCCCGUAGAAGUCAUGUUCACAAUUGUCGAUCUUUUGCGGUGUGCCCUCCUCGACCCUCGAGUCAGCGGGUACUUUGCCGAAGAGACGGCGCACAAGACGGUUGUGACCAUCCUCGAUGCCGUUAACAAACAGGACAAUUGCCCAUACGCGCUACGCCUUGUGACGUUGCAGAUGGCUUGCAACCUCUUCUCUACUCCGCUGUUCCCGGACGAGAUACUUCGAAACGAACAUCUCCGUGGCCCAAUCACGGCGCUGAUAUCAAGCAGCUUCCUCGACGACAGCCAUAGCAACACUCGCGUGGCGGCAUCCUCCCUCUUGUUCAACAUUGCCCUGGCAGACCGCAAGGCCAAGAUCGGCGAGACUGGAUCAAGAUUACCAGAUGAGCACCUAAUCGAGCUCGCGGCAUCCGUGGUGGAGGCGAUCGCCCAGGAAGAGGAGUCGGCGGAAGCUCUUCAAGGCAUGCUGUCGGCACUGGGCCACCUGGUCUACUACACGCCUCUAGACGGAGAGCUCGCCGACCUCCUGCGGGCUCUGGAUGCCGAGGGAACGGUCCUGGCGAAGAAGAAGGCGUUCCCCAAGGAGGCGCUGAUUGCGGAAGUGGGAGGCGAGCUGCUUGGAAAGGGCCUCAAGGCAGGGUCGGCGUGA
Molecule: messenger RNA, 1740 nt
Organism: Trichoderma reesei QM6a
Lineage: Eukaryota; Fungi; Ascomycota; Sordariomycetes; Hypocreales; Hypocreaceae
Exons: 2
Coding region: 1-1740 (579 amino acids)
Biological process (GO): protein modification by small protein removal
Molecular function (GO): peptidase activity
Source: RefSeq, a predicted model, not a curated record